Messenger RNA from Aspergillus puulaauensis, 447 nucleotides. RefSeq lists its product as uncharacterized. The transcript has 2 exons. NCBI's taxonomy places the organism in Eukaryota, Fungi, Ascomycota, Eurotiomycetes, Eurotiales, Aspergillaceae. Bases 1 to 447 code for a protein of 148 amino acids. The record is from RefSeq and is a predicted model, not a curated record.
AUGAAUUCCCACGAUGGCGUCAGCCCUGAUAUGUACCGGUCUAGCACUUGGAAGGGGAAUCGAAACGACGCCGUGGGAGCUACCUCGCGAAAACCUGAAAUUGGUUCUCUGUCCCACGCAGACUUCAUCGCCAUAUGGCUUAACGGUUUCGAACUCGCAAAAUAUCGCACCAAUCAGUCCAAGUCCCCCGCACACCCCGAGUGGCGAUGGCUUUGUCGAUCUGCCUCUUGGAGCAAAUCAGUGGGUACGCAGCAGGUGAGCAUCGUCGACCCAGACUGGUAUUUGGAGGCGCAAGAUCAGGAAGCUCUCUGUGUGUCGUGGCAAUCCCACGCUCGGGACAAUAAAGUUGAGAGGAGGGGCGCAAUGGUCAUCCACGGCGAGCGAGUAGCGGUGGCCUCCGUAUCGACGCCCAACAUCAACCAUUCUCCGGCUAACCAGCUCUGUUGA